GCUUUAUGUGGAGAUGUUGUCUAAACUUCUCUCUGUUUGUGUCUCGGUCCACAGGAACACACUCUCUGAAAUACUUCUACGCUGGUGUGUCUGGAGUCAGUGGCUUCCCAGAGCUCACUGCGGUUGGUCUGGUCAAUGAUGAGCAGUUUAUGUACUUUGACAGCAACAUGAAGAAAGCUGUGCCGAAGACAGACUGGAUCAGACAGAAUGUGGGAGCAGAUUACUGGAACAGCCAGACUGAGAUUGAUAUUGGCCAGCAUCAGACCUUCAAAAACAACAUCCAGGUCGCAAAGGAACGCUUCAACCAGUCAACAGGUAAAUUGGUAACAAACCAAUUUAAUUUAAAAACCAACAAGCCAAAAUAA
Sinocyclocheilus rhinocerous is the source of this 365-nucleotide messenger RNA. Its product is annotated as H-2 class I histocompatibility antigen, Q9 alpha chain-like. NCBI's taxonomy places the organism in Eukaryota, Metazoa, Chordata, Actinopteri, Cypriniformes, Cyprinidae. Gene Ontology annotation, biological process: immune response. The annotation marks the transcript as partial. The record is from RefSeq and is a predicted model, not a curated record. Gene Ontology annotation, cellular component: external side of plasma membrane. The transcript has a single exon.